Pantherophis guttatus is the source of this 2572-nucleotide messenger RNA. It is a transcript of the gene TMEM266, whose product is annotated as transmembrane protein 266. The record is from RefSeq and is a predicted model, not a curated record. Gene Ontology annotation, cellular component: plasma membrane; dendrite. Gene Ontology annotation, biological process: transmembrane transport; monoatomic ion transport. Gene Ontology annotation, molecular function: monoatomic ion channel activity; voltage-gated channel activity. Lineage: Eukaryota; Metazoa; Chordata; Lepidosauria; Squamata; Colubridae.
AGAGAGAACGCGCAUGCGCGCGCCCGCUCGCUUCCCUCGCCUGCCCGCUUGCCUCUUGCAGCAGAGCGGAGCCCGGCGAGGAGGAGGAGGAGGAGAAGAGGAGGAAGAGGAGGAGGAGGAACCUCGGUUGCAGCAGCAGCAGCAGGAUUUUCUCCUCCUGAUGCCACCUAUUCAUGACUGAGGAGCUGGAAACAGCCAGACAAGUCCUGCUUUGGUUUCAUCCUUCAACAUGACCAACCCCCAGCCUCCUAUAGAAGGUGGAGUUUCCGAAGUUGAAAUAAUUUCACAACAAAUAGAAGAAGAAACCAGAAGUGUCGCACCUGUACAGCUUGUUAAUUUCGCCUAUCGGGACUUACCUCUGGCUGCGCUAGAUUUCUCCAUCGCAGGCUCCCAGCUCUUGUCGAAUUUGGAUGAGGAAUACCAACGAGAAGGAUCUAACUGGCUUAAGCCGUGCUGUGGGAGGCGAGCGGCUGUCUGGCAGGUGUUUUUGCUCAGUGCGAGUCUCAACAGUUUCCUGGUAGCCUGCGUAGUUUUGGUGGUCAUCCUUCUGACUCUGGAGCUCCUAAUAGAUAUAAAGCUUCUCCAGUUUUCAAGCGCAUCCCAAUUUGCUGGCAUCAUUCACUGGAUCAGCCUGGUUAUCCUAUCUAUCUUCUUUUCAGAGACUAUCUUGAGAAUAGUCGUACUUGGUAUAUGGGACUAUAUUGAAAACAAAAUAGAGGUAUUUGAUGGUGCUGUGAUCAUCUUAUCUUUGGCUCCCAUGGUGGCCUCUACAGUGGCUAAUGGACCAAGCAGUCCAUGGGAUGCUAUUAGUCUCAUUAUUACCCUGAGAAUUUGGAGAGUCAAACGAAUUAUUGAUGCCUACGUGCUGCCAGUUAAAGUGGAAAUGGAGAUGGUGAUUCAGCAGUAUGAAAAAGCAAAGGUUAUUCAGGACGAACAGCUGGAAAGACUGACCCACAUCUGCCAAGAACAGGGGUUCGAAAUUAGACAGCUGCGGGCACAUCUGGCCCAGCAAGACCUGGACCUGGCAGCUGAGAGGGAGGCAGCUUUGCAGGUGCCUCACAUGCUGAAGAAACAGACGGGCAACCGAUACAAAGUGGUAGCCACCGGAGGCGAUUCCGAUGACGAAACCACCGAGAACAUCACAGAGUUGCGUCCGGCUCGGGAGACGGUGGUGAAAGACGACAUGAACAACUACAUCAGUCAAUACUACAACGAACCCAGCAGUGACAGCGGUGUCCCUGAAGGGGCCUUCUGCGUCAUUACAACAGCGGCCAUCGACAUCCACCAGCCCAAUGUCUCCUCCGACCUCUUCAUGGUGGAAAUGCCGAUGAAGAUGAUGGAGAGCAACGGGAUUUCCACGAGCGCCGCAUCAGGCAGCGCCUCGAGGUCCACGGACAGCUCAGUCACCCGAGCGCAGAGCGACAGCAGCCAGACCUUUGGCUCUUCCACAGACUGCAGCACGACUCGGGAGGAAUCCUCCGAGUACUGCCCCUUGAAGCGGCCCUGUCAGGUGGCCCAAGGCGCUCAGGUCAGCUCUUCGUCUCCCCAUCGCAGGGUCCAUAACGCCGUCGUCCAAGAACUGUUGUCCUCCUUAUCAGAAGACUCCUGCUUAACCCAAAAGGGCCUGGACCCCGUUAACCUUAAACUGCCAAGCCCAGCGGGGUCGGCCACAGCCAGCCCUGAACUGGAGCGCCGCGUCAAUAUUUACAACAAAAAGAACCAAGAAAACUUUGGGGGGGUCUUUCAGAAAAAGCCGGUCAUCCACUUCCAGCAGAAGACACAGAUGAUUGACAAGUACACGUCGUUGGACUCCAGGCAGCCAAGGUUCAACAGCAUCCCGGAUUCCUAGUCUUCGGUGGAGUUGCGCGGUUCAGACAAAAUUGGUGGUUCGCCAGGGGUGUGGGGCACACACUAAAAGCUUUAAAACGGGGCCCUUGGAAACAUUCCGGGGUGAGUGUUUUAUGUGGAUUUAAGAAUUGGAAAUUCAUUUUUUUUAAAAUGCAUGAGUUACGAGAGCCAGCACGAAAAUAAGAAAUUGACAAAUUCUGCCACCUGACGUCUUUGGGGUGUCACCCUCAAGGAGAAAAUUAGGGGGGCAAGGGAGGUGAAGGCGGUUAAAACAAUGACCUCAAAAGAUGUACAGAUUCUUAAGGUGUGUUUUCUUUUUGUAAGCCAAGCGAACACAAAUCCUACCCUUUUUACUGAACUUCGGACAAUCUUCUAUAAAAACUCACAAUCUCUCUCCUCCUAACGAUUUCUUACGACGUCCCUUUGUACGUGACCAAUUACGAAUCCAUUUGUAUUGACAAGUUAUUUUUGAUCUUCCUGGGGAGGGAAAAAAAAAAACACCCCACCCUUUUUUCCAAGAGGUACUUUGAAUGAUGCUGUUCAAAGACAUCUUUAAAUGCUUUAAAAGAAUUUUAAAGUAAGUUGUUCUCUUAUUUUUAGCAUGAACUUUGGGGAAGAAAUAUUUUGGAAAAAAAUAAUAAUUAUUAUUGCCUCUGGGAUAAACAGAACCAAAAUGAGCAUUUUACAAAUACAAUUUUAAUUAAAAUAUUUUUUUUUACAAAAA